Molecule: messenger RNA, 423 nt
Organism: Lathyrus sativus (Indian pea)
Lineage: Eukaryota; Viridiplantae; Streptophyta; Magnoliopsida; Fabales; Fabaceae
Source: the annotation of a GenBank genome assembly
AUGGCAUUAAGAUUUCCAAGGUUUAGCCAAGGCUUAGUUCAGGACCCCACUACUCGUCGUAUUUGGUUUGGUAUUGCUACCGCACAUGACUUCGAGAGUCAUGAUGAUAUUACUGAGGAACGUCUUUAUCAGAAUAUUUUUGCUUCUCAUUUCGGACAAUUAGCAAUCAUUUUUCUGUGGACUUCCGGGAAUCUCUUCCAUGUAGCUUGGCAAGGAAAUUUUGAGGCAUGGGCACAGGAUCCUUUACAUGUAAGACCUAUUGCUCAUGCAAUUUGGGAUCCCCAUUUUGGUCAACCGACUGUAGAAGCUUUUACGCGAGGAGGUGCGCUUGGCCCAGUGAAUAUUGCCUAUUCCGGUGUUUAUCAGUGGUGCGGGCUGGUUACACCUACAACCGAAAUGGAAACCGAGCGUUUCGUGGUUUAA